Messenger RNA from Apis laboriosa (Himalayan honeybee), 625 nucleotides. RefSeq names its product NPC intracellular cholesterol transporter 2-like. Bases 94 to 540 code for a protein of 148 amino acids. Gene Ontology annotation, molecular function: sterol binding. The record is from RefSeq and is a predicted model, not a curated record. Lineage: Eukaryota; Metazoa; Arthropoda; Insecta; Hymenoptera; Apidae. Gene Ontology annotation, biological process: intracellular cholesterol transport. The transcript is spliced from 3 exons.
UGUUUGAUGAUUAGAUAGUAACCGCCAAUAAAUACCUACCCGCAAUCCAAUGAUUUUCAGUUACUUUGAACACGAAAGAAGUAGCAAUCCAAAAUGGCAAUCCUUACCUAUGUUUACAUAUUUGCGGUGCUCUUCAUCGCCAACUCGAUGCAAGCUUACGUGCCCUGCGACGGUCAACCAGCCCCAACGAAUGUGAAGAUUUUAGGUUGCGAUAGUCUGCCUUGCAAUUUGGUUAGAGGAACUAAUGUUGAGGCUAACGUUGACUUUAAAGCUGUUGCAAACACGAAAACUCUGAAACCCGUAGUAGAUGUUGACCUAGGAAAUAGCCAUAUGCAAUACCCACUCCCAGAACAAAACGCUUGCAAGAAUUUGGUGAACGGACAAUGCCCAUUGCAAACUGGACAAGCAGCUACUUAUUACCUUAAAAUGCCAGUUUUGAAAGCCUAUCCAAAAGUCGCUCUGACCAUCCAAUUAUCUCUUGUUGAUGAAAAUAACAAUUCUCAAGUAUGCUUCAAGAUCCCAGCUAAGGUUGUCGACUAAAAUUUAAAAUAUGGUUACGAUUUUACAAUAUGAUUGUAUUAUUUAUGAAUUAUUAUAAUAAAAUAUUAAAUAAGUAAAAUAAUAA